Lactuca virosa is the source of this 1476-nucleotide messenger RNA. The record is from the annotation of a GenBank genome assembly. Lineage: Eukaryota; Viridiplantae; Streptophyta; Magnoliopsida; Asterales; Asteraceae.
AUGGAUGCUACCUUUUUCAGGAUCGCCUCGGCAGUAACAGUAACUAAAGCGUCGGCCAUUUUCAAAUUUCAAUGGUGUGUAUUGAGUAUUCUCAAAAAUCUUCAAACAGGUGGUGAGACAGUUUCAGAGCCCGAUGCUGUAGAAGAGCCCUUGAUCACUGGUAUGGAAACCUUUUCUGUUAAUUACAAGAUAUUUGAUAUCGACAGUAAUGCAACUUUGAACAUUCUAAGUUCUGGAAACUACAAGAAUUAUCAAGCCAUGCAUCAAUUUCGACUAGGAAGACUCUCAAUACAAGGAUUAUGGUUAUAUUGUCAGCCAAUGAUGGGAUCAAUGCAAGCAUUAUCAACAGUAAUAAGAAAGGCAUCAGCAAGUAAUUUUGUAGGUUCUGCAGUUCUUAACCUUUUACAGAGUCAGGCCAAGAUUAUGGCUGGUAACUAUUUGGUGAGAUCAUUGCUUGAGAAGAUGAUAGAGUCCGCAAAUUCUGCUUAUCUUGGCAUACUUGAAAGGUGGGUGUAUGAAGGAGUUAUUGAUGAUCCUCAUGAUGAGUUCUUCAUUGCUGAGAACAAAUCUCUCCAAAAAGAGAGUCUGACCGAAGAUUAUGAUGCUAUGUAUUGGAGACAAAGAUACAGUCUGAAAGAUGAUAUCCCUUUUUUCCUUGCAAAUUCAGCUGAAACCAUUUUAACAACAGGGAAAUCUUUGAAUGUCAUGAGAGAAUGUGGCCACACUGUUCAGGUGCCUGCAUUGGAGAAUUCAAAAUUGAUGAACUUUGGGUCGAAUGAUCAUUAUCUUGAAUGCAUUAAAUCUGCUUAUGAUUUUGCUAGUGGCGAAUUACUAAAUCUCAUGAAGGACACGUAUGACCUGAUUGCAAAGCUGCGUUCUAUUAAGCAUUAUCUUCUUCUGGAUCAGGGUGAUUUCUUGGUUCAUUUUAUGGAUAUUGCACGUGAUGAACUUGAUAAAACACCAAAUGAGAUCUCUGUUGAGAAGCUUCAGUCUCUGUUGGACCUUGCAUUGCGUUCCACAGCAGCUGCAGCAGAUCCUUUGAAUGAAGAUGUCACAUGUUAUGUGGACAUAGGUUCUUUGUUAAAGAGACUGAGCAUUCUGAAAGAUCUUCAAACAGGUGGAGGUGGUGGUGAGACAGUUUCAGAGGCUGAUGUUGUAGAGGAGCCCUUGAUCACUAGUAUGGAAACCUUCCCUGUUAAUUACAAGGUUCAAUGGCCAUUAUCUCUUGUGAUAUCAAGAAAAGCUCUGACAAAAUAUCAAUUAAUUUUUCGAUUUCUGUUUCAUUGCAAACAUGUUCACAGACAGCUUUGUGCAGCUUGGCAACUACAUCAAGGUGCACGUGCACGUGAUAUGCAUGGAACAGCAAUCUCUACAUCAUCAAUACUCUGCAGGAAUAUGCUUAAAUUUAUAUAUAGCCUUCUACAUUAUCUAACCUUUGAGGGGCUGUUUCUUUUUGACUUGAGGAAAUGGAAGUAA